Molecule: messenger RNA, 4010 nt
Organism: Pogona vitticeps (central bearded dragon)
Lineage: Eukaryota; Metazoa; Chordata; Lepidosauria; Squamata; Agamidae
Gene: NECTIN3
Product: nectin cell adhesion molecule 3
Biological process (GO): homophilic cell-cell adhesion; symbiont entry into host cell; heterophilic cell-cell adhesion
Cellular component (GO): apical junction complex; adherens junction
Source: RefSeq, a predicted model, not a curated record
UGCCCCGUUCCUUUGGAGGGAGGGGCGGCGGGCGCGGCGCCUCCCCGCACAGUGACACACGGACCCGGCGCUGGGAAGAGGAGAAGGAGGAGGAGGAGGAGGUGGCGGCUGCGGAGGGAGUGCUCGGGAGUCGUAGCGGCGGCGGCGGCGGCCGGGAGCGGAGCCCAACCCAGCCCAGCCUCCAGCAUGGCCGGGUCCACUGAGGCGACCACACCGCCACCCGCUCCUCCUGGCCGCCACUUUCUCUCCAAUCCCCCAUCGAACCGGCGUUGUCAAUGUUGCCGCCGCCGCCGCCCCCCGGCUUUGCCUGCCUUGCCCGGCUUGCUCUCGCUGGGCUUGUUUCUUUCCCUUCUCUGCUGUGGUGCCUUAGCUGGACCAGUAGUUGAUCCACAUGUGAAAGCAGUCUGGGGGAAGAAUGUUACACUGAAGUGCAUAAUUGAUAUAAAUGAAACAUUAACACAAAUUACAUGGGAGAAGAUACAUGGAAAGAGCGUGCAAACUAUUGCUGUUCAUCAUCCUGAAUAUGGAUUUUCGGUUCAAGGAGAAUAUCAAGGAAGGGUAUCAUUGAAAAACACAUCACAUACUGAUGCAUCAAUCAUCCUAGCAAAUGUUACCUUCUCUGAUUCUGGUGAAUAUGUAUGCAAAGCAGUUACAUUCCCUCUAGGAAACUCACAGUCAUCAACAACUGUAUCUGUUUUAGUUGAACCAAUCGUGAGUCUAAGAAAAGGACCAAAUGAUUUAAUAGAUGGCGCCAAUCAGACGGUUGCAGCCAUUUGCACAGCAGCUACUGGAAAACCAGCUGCCGAGGUCAUUUGGGAAGGUGACCUUGGUGAGAUGGAAACCACUUCCACUGCAUAUUCAAAUGAAACUGUUACAGUGGAAAGUCGAUAUAAACUUGUCCCCACAAGGUUUGCUAGAGGAAGACGUAUAACCUGUGUUGUGAAACAUCCAGCUUUGGAAAAGGAGAUAAGGAUGCUUCAUGUGCUGGAUAUUCAGUAUUCCCCUGAAGUUACAGUUACUGGGUAUGAUGGAAACUGGUAUAUUGGAAGAGAAAAUGUGUUGCUCAGGUGUAAUGCUGAUGCAAAUCCACUGCCAAUGGAGUUUACAUGGAGUCGAUUGGAUGGCGGUUGGCCUGAAGGUUUGCAGCCUUUAAACAAUACUCUGCAUUUCAACAGUCCAUUGACCUACAAUUAUACUGGAACCUAUGUUUGUAAAGUGGCCAAUUCACUUGGCCAAAGAAGUGAUCAGAAGACAAUCUACAUCUUAGAUGUCCCAUUUAAGCAGUCAUCGUCAGUAGCUGUAGCUGGGGCUGUAAUUGGAGCAGUACUUGCUCUCUUUAUUAUUACCAUCUUUGUAACAGUGCUGCUUACUCCCAAAAAGAAAAGAUCCUCUUACCUGGACAAAAUGAUUGAUCUUCCACCAACACACAAGCCACCGUCUUCAUAUGAAGAUAAUUUGCUCUCUCUUUCUCAGAAACAAGAAAUUCUUCCAAAAGAACAUUUCUCUGUUCAAAAUCAGUACAGAGAAAACCAAUACAGAGGAAAGGAUGGUGGAAAUUGGCAGCAAAAAAAAAUGGUAAACUGCAGGCAGUUGAGUUAUGAAGAUGAAAAUUGCUUGACUCAAGACGGUUGCAGGCAAAUAUACCCAGCUUUCAAACAAACAAAUUUCAAGGACUGGAGCAACACGAAUAAUCCAAAUCCAGGCAGUGGAAGAGUAUACAUCAAUCCCAGGGAACUUUAUGUGUGAUUUGACUUCUCACUUAUGAAUUGAUGAAAGUAACUUGACUUUGUCUAAUCACUGUUUUAUACCACAUGGAUUUCAGAUUAAUGCACGUUCUAAGUUCAUUGAGUGCUUUGUUUUUUUCCUCUGUGAAAGAAGAGCAAAAGGAAAUAGGAAUAGUGACAAAAAAUUAAAUGUUUGUAGAGCAGUGGUUCUUGAUAUUCAGUUGUUAUUUUAAUUUACAAGUGCAUCAGUCACAGUACCCUAUGUAUUUUAAGACAUACCCAUUUAUUCAUCUGUAGCUUAAGUAUACAGUUAUUAAUGAAGUUAGACUGCUUUUCUAGCUGACCCUCUGAAUUCUUUCUUUUUGAAAAAUGUGCUUAAUGAUCAUGCUACUGACAAUUUCCUCCUUUCUCACAUAUCAUUCACUGUAAUACAUUUCUCUUACUCCCUGGUUACUGCUUGCAGAGGUACAGAUAGUCACAGUGUGAUAUUAUUACAUCAUGUGUUCUGCAAUGUUACUGAAAGGAAUGUCUUGAGAAGAAGAGCACAUGUUCUUCUGCAUUAAGUAGCAGCCACACCUAUUUAUAAUAAGCUAAAUCCAGUAUUAGUUUCACCUAGGGAAGAGCUGUUAAAAUCAAUGAGACUUGUGUUAGUUGUAAAUGACAGGUUCUGUUUUUUAACCUAUUGCACAUCAGACUAAGAUUUCACAUUCAGAAAACAAAGGAAUUUUCAGUAGCUGGCUUGUACUGUAUGUUGCACAGCUUUUAUGAUUUGUCUUCAUAUGAAUAGCAUUUCACUUGAACCAAAUUUUCUUAGUUAUUUGCUUAAUUUGCCAUUCCAUGAAUAACAAUUGGAAUAUUGGUAGAGGAAGGACUGGGUACAAGUCCUACAGAAAGAUGAAUAAAAGUUAAUAUAGUAGCAAGAGUGAUGUAUCACAAUUAUUUUAAACUGUUUUUGUUUCCUAUUUAAUUGAAUUAGGGUGGGGAACAGUGUUUCGUUUUCUUCUGUAUUUGUCAUACAAAAUAUUUUUGCUAAUUCCUUUGAUCCAUUUAAAUGUAAUCGAUGAUCAUAUAGCUGUAAAGACCUCCACAUUCAUCCUUCACAUAUCACUUGCAAGAUGUAUCAGCCAUUUUAUGUGUUUGCUUCUUGGUGGUGCUCAAAGUUAGCUUCACCUGGUAGGUCUUUCUUUUUUGUAGACUUGCAAACGUAAACACAGAUGAUCACAUUUCUGCUGCCAACAACAGAAGAAUAAGAUAAACAGAAAGAGUUCCACAACUCUACAUUCAGUUAAUCUUCUUUCUGAUUUUGUGGCACUAUGUCAUAUGUUUUGUGAAGUUCAUAGAAAUGUAAAUAAAUAUUUGAACAGACUUCUGAGUAUAUUUCUCAAGAUAAGUAGAGUAAUAAUUGUAUAGUAACUCUGAAAUGCAAAUUAGGUACUAAUGCACAGCAUUUAUGUAAAUAAGGUGGAUAAAUCAAUUAUUCCCCUACAAAGCAGGCAGGCAUUUCAGUGAUACGUGUAUGGGAGCGUAGCAUGUCUUAGUUGUACAAUUGCCUGCAUAAUUCUGCAAUAUAAAAAUAUCCUUUUGGGGAAAAAGGAGAUGGAACUAGGGAUCUAAUAAAAUGCAAAAGAGAGUUUAAACUCUUAAUAAAGAUGUAUCUCAUAUUUUAAAAACACAGUAGUUAAAGGCUGACAUUCUGUUGGCACAUCAGUUCCCCUGGAAAAUAAUGCUGGCUCUGAUUCCAAAAAACAAACCAGGAAUAGUUUUUAAUUUUUUUGUAAAAUAUUUUGGUGUGUGCCAACUUCUGUAUAUUUUGAGAACAUGUUAAGGUAGCAGUUUUCAUUCAGCUGUUUUUGGUAUGCAUGGGCAGAAGCCAUUAAUUCAAUUUAUUUCUGUAUUAUGUUCAAAAUCAAUGGCAUUCUAAAACAGUGAGAAGGGGUUGGGCACCAGUUUUUAGGAGCCUUUGCACCCCCAAUGAACAUUUAGAAUUUGGUUUAAGUUCCUUUAGAGUUUGGGCUGGAAGAGUUUCAGGACCCUUCCUAAUUACUUUUCCUCUCUGAUAAGCAUAAUAGAACAUGGUGCAAGAUUAUUACUUUUCUAAAAGUUAAAUUUGUCUUCCAUCAUUACCCAUGUAUUACACAAUACAUGUUGCAAGGCAUACAAAAUAUUUAAUGCCAGUUCCAUUUGAAGUAAGCUUUAUUAAAUAUAUUCAUUAAAUGUAUACCUCUUUCAAAGGUUGGACUUUAGUUGCCUAUUUUUCAUUAUGUUGUGCAUUUUCAUCAUGCAGCA